CUGCAGAACUCACCUGCUGUUUCCAUUGAACUGGGAUUUCCAAACAAUUUUGAAACAGAUCAUUGGAAAUCAGAAGGAAAAACUUCUAUGAGCAGAAAUUUACAAAUGGUGAUGAUUGCUCAUCUGUGUCGAGUACUGUUACAAUACCUACAUAUGAUAAAUGGAAAGGGCCUGUAUCAUUCUUUGGUGCCGAUGUGAAAGAACGAAAUAUAGAACCAGAAAAAAAGAGUCAGCCUGGAACUACCACUUUAACCGACGGAUCGGCAAAUAAGUGGUAUGAGAAGGCUUUUUGUACAAGUUCAAGUGGUACCAAGGUCUCAGAAAUUGGACAUUCACCAUCUAAGGAAGAUAUUUCGAAAGUUUGGGGAGCACCACUUAUAAUACCCACCUCUAUUUGCUCUUCUCCCAGCACUUCCACUGAAGGCGAUACAUCUCUAAAUCUAAAGAAAAUUCCAAAUACUUGGAAAGAUGUCAAAUAUUCAACACUGUUUGACUCAGAUCAUCUAAAGAAAUACUGGAAGUGUACAGUUAGGUAGUAAAAUGCAGAAUGCUUCAACAUGUGAUGCAAAAGAAUUACCAUCACGUAACAGUGUUUCACCACGGUCAGGCAGUGCCCAGACUGGUAGCAGUCAUACUACUUUUGUGCCAGACAACAGCCAGAAUGAGAGUCCUCAUGCCGCCACAGCACCUCGUAAUAAUAGUAAAGAUACAUCUUUUGCACAUCAUGGUUUGUAUGCACAUAAUAUGUGGAACCUCGGUAAUAUUAGCGUCAGUCCUCCAUGGAUCGCUUCUGGGAAUCGUCCAGUUGUCAGUGGUGUAUCAGCAUUAGUACAAGCAGGACAGGCAUCGUGGUUUCAUCCAGCCCAAAACACACAACAGUUCCCCCUGACACCUAUUGUUGGCGUAACACCUAUUCCACCUCCUGGCUUUACCCCGAUCCAAAACCCAUUUGUGGCCUUUACUACAUCGCGAUUACCUGCUGUUGUUGAUCCACGAUUGUCAAUACUGGAUGGAGCAUUUGUGUAUCAGCACCAAAAUAAUCCAUGGAUUCCAAGAUAUAGUGAAGUAAAAUCUGCUCCGAAUCAUAGGUCCUUUUCAAAUUCUGCAGGACCAUUUUCUACUGGUCUUAAUAAUUCGGGGAAAUUUGCCAGUCCUACUACACCAGAUAUUUGUGAGAUUACUCAGUCCACUGAGGAUUUAUUGAAUAUAGAAGACUGUACAACAGGCAUAAUAGAUGCAGAACAAGAGUUGGAAUCUAAUAAAAUAACUGUAAUAAAUCAAGAAGUUAAGCCCUGUGGAAUAAGUCAGUGCACUCAGACAACUUUGGAUGGUGAAGUUUUGGAAGAUAAUCUUAAACACCAUGCUCAGAGAUCAGAGAGAAUAACUUCAGAGACUGUCAGAGAGGUCGUUGAUGGAAGUAGAAUUGAUGAUAACAAAGAGGCAAAUAUGGCUAGUGAUUACAAUACGAAGUUUGAAAAUGAACACAAAUCGCCAGAUGUCUUUGUGUUUAGUGCAAAUUCUUUGGAAGCAGCUCAGAGUUCAGAAAAUUGUACCAUUACAGAACAAGACUCAGAACCUACAGUCAAGAUUGAUUUUGAGACUCUGUUAUCCAGAAGUUUAAAAAAACUUGAAAUUGAUUCAUCUCUUGGGUCUACUGUCCCAUCUAAGUCAACAGUUACCAGUACUUGGACGACUCAGAACUCUGUGGAAAAUGAUAAACUACACUCAUGUUCUGCAGAAACUUCUAGCAAAGAUGAAGAUAUCACCAGGUAUGUUCCCGCCCAGGAAGUUGAUCUUACCACAGAAGAGAAAGGACGACAACCUGUACGAUACAUUAAAAAAACAUUGAUAUCUGGAAGAGUACUAAAUCUUAUAAACUACAAUGAACAAGCUUAUUUCUGCACAGAUGAAUUUGUUAGAAGUUUUUCUAAAUUUAGUGGAAGACAUGUCUUAUUAAAAAUUCUCGAUACUACUGGCAUGACUCUACCAUUCGUUGAAGUAAAUAGAACAGAUAACUUUGAAAUGUUUCAGAUGCUGGACAACUGUGACUUAAAUACCAAGAGCAGAAAGCCAAAUGGCCAGAUACAUGAUGUGCUUCACUUGGUUCCUUUGAGGUCAGCGACAGAUCUACUUAAAGCUUUAAAGAUAUCAGAUGUAUCCAUUUUUUCUGGUCUGAUGGAAGAAGUUGAGAAUUUCAACCCAGAGGAUGAUUAUUGGUACAGAGACUGAACAACCAUGAAACUACUUUAGUUUCAUGUAUACUGCCAUGUGGGUCAUGGCUGAUGUUUGUCACUUGAAGUUGUGAUGUGAUGACGAUUUCUUCACUUAUUGAAAAACAAUCAUGUGACAUUUACGUACAUAACUAAACAAAGGCUGUGAUUCAGCAGACUAGUUUAUCUAGUUGUUGCAGACACCUAUUUUUAUAAUUUUUUUUUGUCUCAUCAUUAAAAACUUUUGUAUUAUACCUGUAAAAAAUUGUUAUAAAAUUUGGUGAAAAUUGAAAAAAAAAAAAACCUAAAUGUUGAUUGCCACUGAAGAGAUAAAAGGCUGUAGUAUAUACAUGAAUAGAACAAAUUUUUCAUGCUUAUACAGCAAAUGUUUAUUAAUAAGAAAAAAAACAGGAAAUAUAGUAGAGUUCCAUGAUGGAUUGGCAAUAAAUCAUGCGUAAGUGGUAUCCGCACAGACCAGUAUUUGAGAGCAGGAUCAUGAGAAAUUUAUUUGUUGGACAAUUGUAAUCUCAAGUAUUUUGCUCUGAACCUAAUUGUUUUCAUUAGAUUUGAAGUUUCAUUUCUGGCUGAUGCCACCGGAAUUUAAAUGCUCAUCUAUGUCUCUGUUAAAUGUUUCUUCCAUUUUUGACCUCUGUUACGAUUUGAAAAUAUGAAAUGUAUGAGUCUGAAAUUAACAUUUAUGUGAUCUUUUUCAGAUUCAUAACAAUUUCUUCUGUUGUUUGGUAUGGUACUUUCAUGACAAUUAUUUUUUGUCAGGUGUUUCGUAAGAAUUAUCUGAUUUUUUUUACUGAAACAGUCUCAGUGCAGAAUUGCAUAGAACAGUGGCUGUCUGCAUGUCAAUGUAUUUCUAGAUUUAUGGGAUCCGUGUAGAAAAGGAACAUCACAAACGAUUCUGGCAAAAUAUGAUAUUCAUAUGUUGAUUGUAUCACUUUGAAACUUUCUGCAGAAUACUGAAAGUUAUUUGUGAUACAACUGUCCAGAAUUUCAUCAAGCCUUGGCAGUGCAGAUGCUUGCUAAGAAAAUGUUUACUAUUGUGAUAAAAAAGUUCCUUUCCUCAUGACUUACAUGAUUAAAAUGUUAGAACUGUAAUUACUGCACAUACAGUACUAAUAUUAUCGUGGUUACCUCAGUUCAAAAUUUGUAUAUAGCUUAAGAAAUAAUUUCCUGUUAUUUGUAGUAAUAAACACUAAUUUUUUUAUAUGUAA
Molecule: messenger RNA, 3433 nt
Organism: Schistocerca americana (American grasshopper)
Lineage: Eukaryota; Metazoa; Arthropoda; Insecta; Orthoptera; Acrididae
Exons: 5
Coding region: 541-2229 (562 amino acids)
Source: RefSeq, a predicted model, not a curated record